Carica papaya (papaya) is the source of this 1155-nucleotide messenger RNA. RefSeq names its product transcription factor bHLH61. Gene Ontology annotation, molecular function: protein dimerization activity; sequence-specific DNA binding; DNA-binding transcription factor activity. The record is from RefSeq and is a predicted model, not a curated record. Gene Ontology annotation, cellular component: nucleus. Gene Ontology annotation, biological process: regulation of DNA-templated transcription. NCBI's taxonomy places the organism in Eukaryota, Viridiplantae, Streptophyta, Magnoliopsida, Brassicales, Caricaceae.
UAAUAAGCAAAAUAAAUGAUCAAUUAAUUAAUGCAUAAGAUAAGAUUAGAAUAUAAUUAAUUAAAUUGAAUAUAGAGAAGGAAGAGCAGAGAUGGACAAGGAGGUGUCGGGUGAAUAGGGGAGAGAGAAGUGAAGAGAGAGAGUUUUCCCCCGUGAGGCGUGUUUGGAUGGAUUCAGAGAAAAAAACUCCAAAAAUGCUUCACUUUCUUUUCGAUGCCCAAAACAUUUUUCACUCUCAUCUCCUCUCCAUCACGAGCUCACCAUUCGCUUUCUCUCUUUCUUAAUUCCCAAUAUACGUAUACGUGUAUGUGUCUGCGUGUGUGUGUAUAUAUAUAUAUUCCCAUUCUUCGAUAUAUACCUAGCUCAGAGCUCUGCAGGAAGUUGAUAAUAAACAGAGAGGGAGAGAGAGAGGUGAAGAGGAAAAUUAAAGAGAGAAUAAGUAUCAGAGAGUAGGGAUUAUAUCUGCUUAUAUAUAUAUAUAUAUAUAGGGCAAAAAGAGAGAAAGGGAUCAGAAAAGCAAAGAGAAAAAAGCGGAAGAGAGAAUAAUUAAAGGCAAUAUGGUUUCUAGGGAGCACAAGAGAGCAGUACUGAAUGAAAAGUUGCAGACUCUUCGUUCUAUUACUAAUUCUCAUGCUGUCAAUAAGACAUCCAUCAUAGUUGAUGCAUCAAAGUACAUCAAAGAGCUGAAGCAGAAAGUAGAAAGAUUGAAUCAAGAUAUAGCAGCCACCUGCACACAAACAUCAACAGACCAAAAUCCACUGCCUGGGAUACAUGUUACAGUAGAAACUUUAGAAAAGGGUUUCCUAAUAAAUGUUUGCUGUGGAAGGAGUUGUCCUGGCCUCCUUGUCUCCAUUUUAGAAGCUUUUGAAGAUCUGGGUCUUAAUGUGCUUGAAGCUAGGGUUUCUUGUACUGAGAGUUUCCGAUUACAAGCAGUCGGUGGAGAAGAUGGUGAAGAUGAAGCUAGUGAAAGCAUUGAUGCUCAAGUUGUAAAACAAGUAGUACUGCAAGCCAUUAAAAACUGGGGCGGACCUGCUCAUCAAGGUUAAUCAGAUAUCUUAACAUCGAUUGAAGAAAAAUUUUAACUUCGAGCAAAGUUCGGAGAUGUCUUUAAUUAUAUAUAUUUAUAUAUAUGUGUUAUAUUUUUAAAUUUUUAUU